This is a messenger RNA of Lachnellula hyalina, 1860 nucleotides long. RefSeq names its product Zinc finger CCCH domain-containing protein. Gene Ontology annotation, molecular function: N6-methyladenosine-containing RNA reader activity; mRNA binding. Gene Ontology annotation, cellular component: nucleoplasm. The transcript has 4 exons. NCBI's taxonomy places the organism in Eukaryota, Fungi, Ascomycota, Leotiomycetes, Helotiales, Lachnaceae. Gene Ontology annotation, biological process: mRNA splicing, via spliceosome; regulation of alternative mRNA splicing, via spliceosome. The coding region runs from base 1 to 1860 and encodes 619 amino acids. The record is from RefSeq and is a predicted model, not a curated record.
AUGGGCGAUCAAUCAACUAGAUCGAUGCCUUCCAGCGACUAUCCAAAUUCCUCGCAAGGUGCAAGAUCAAAAACCCCGCAAGUUUCACUCACUACGCUAUCCUCCGACGUGGAAGCAUCGAGGAAUCAGCAAGGACUCCAGCAAUCAAACUUCCCGCAGAAUAUGUACCCAUACGCACAGUCUUACUCAACACAGCACCAUGCCUCGGAAGGCAGAUCGGAUUCUUUCAACCUGGCAAGCCUUGGAGGAUCACUACCAGACAAUUCAUACCCGCCCCCCAAUAGCCACUCCCCAAGACAAUCCUCAGGUCAGUCGCCAUCACCAUUUGUCUAUCAGAUGCAAGGCAUGCCUCAAUAUACUGGACCUCAAGCAAUCAAUCCGCAGCUAGCAAAUGCAUCUUAUAAUCUUCCAUACCAAAACCAAUUCAUAGGGAUGUAUACACCAAACCAAGUGCAAUCAGCACAUCAUCACCAAUCCGGAAUUCCAGGCAGUCAAUUAAUUCAAGGGCAGGCGUAUAUGGGACAGCCGCAACAUGCAGGAUCGCCUUAUUAUGUCCAACCCAAUUCUUAUGGACCCCAAGGCCAGAUGUAUUCUGGAGAGUCGCCCGUUGCACAAUAUGGGAUACGAAGUGGGUUCCCAGGGGACAAUCGGCAUUUACAGCGCAACAACGAAUAUCCAGGAACUGGGUAUAGCAGCGGAUCGCAAGGGAGACCAGGUAGUGUGGCUUCCAACACGGGCCAGUCCUCUGUUGUUCGAGGUCCCCCAAGGAAACCUCGUCAGAGUGGACAUGCAAUCUGGAUCGGAAACCUACCUCCGCAAACGGACUUAAUGAACCUGGUAUUUCAUGUUUGCAAAGAGGCGCCUGACCUUGAGUCUUUAUUUUUGAUAUCGAAGAGCAACUGUGCUUUCGCAAACUACAAGGACGAAGCAGCUUGCGCGGCGGCACAAGCAAAAAUUCACGAUUCGCGAUUCCAAACGGUGAGAUUGGUCAGCAGAUUACGAAGAAGUUCCGUGGGAACAGCAGCUGGACUAGCUGCUCCCACAGGCCCUGCCGCUUUGACACCUCCUUCCAAUCCCCCAGUGGUACGCACGCCUUCUCCGGAGGACAAAGACAAGUCGCAAGUAGGCGACAUACCCGAAGAGCACCCGAGUAAUGAAGACGGCUCAACCUCUAAAGAUAAGUUCUUUAUCGUGAAGAGUCUCACCGUUGAGGAUCUUGAAUUGAGCGUGCGCAAUGGGAUUUGGGCGACGCAGUCACAUAACGAAGAAGCGUUGAACAUGGCUUAUAAAGCUACCGACAAUGUUUAUUUAGUCUUCUCUGCGAACAAAUCUGGAGAGUAUUUCGGAUACGCCCGAAUGACGUCUCCCAUCAACGACGACCCAUCAGCUGCCAUUGAGUUUGCACCCAAGGCACAAUCGGUAGAAGACCCAAAGCUCCCUAAAGCAAUUCCUACGCCUGCGACGGAAUACUCGCCUAAAGGUCGGAUCAUCGACGACUCAGCUCGUGGCACGAUAUUCUGGGAAGUGGAGCGAGAUGAAGUGGAUGGAGAGGAGGAGGAAGAUAUUCAGAGCAAUCGGAGCGAUGAAGAUACGCCUCAGUCCAAAGCCUGGGGAAAACCAUUCAAAAUCGAGUGGAUAUCGACGACGCGACUUCCUUUUUACCGAACACGGGGACUACGAAAUCCUUGGAACUCGAACCGAGAAGUCAAAAUUGCGCGAGAUGGUACAGAACUGGAGACUUCUAUUGGAAGAAGAUUACUCGGAUUGUUUCAUCGAGUUCCUAGCCCUGUUGCACCCAAUACCCAAGGUCCCCCUCUGCAGAUAGUGGCCGGAUAUCCACAAAUGCGACCCUUUCCUUAG